UUUUCCACGCGCUCACCACACACACACUACUCUCUCUCUCUUUUUUUUUUUUUUAUAUAUCAUCAUCAAUCAAAAAAUCCAUAGAUCGUCGUCUCUUUCAGAUUACGAUCGCUUCUUUGACAGGUUUCUUCAUCACCCCGAGAAUAUUAUAAUCCAAAACCCAAGUUUCCAGAAAAAAAAAUGCAUGAUUUUUGCUUUACUAUCCCGUACGGGAUGAUUCUAAUCGGCGGGGGAUUAAUCGGGUACAUGAAGAAAGGAAGUAUAACGUCUUUCGCCGGAGGUGCAGGCACUGGGUUGUUACUCAUUCUUGCCGGCUAUAUCAGUCUCAAAGCUUUUGAGAAGAAGAAGAAUUCGUAUAUCGCUAUUGUUCUUCAGACAGUAAUCGCAGCUGCUCUCACACUAGUCAUGGGACAACGUUACUUGCUGACUGGAAAGAUUAUGCCCGCUGGUUUGGUUGCUGGGAUCAGUGCUCUCAUGACCAGUUUCUACGUAUACAAGAUUGCAACUGGUGGCAAUAAAUUCCCAUCAAAAGCUGAAUGAUGGUUAUGCAAGCCUAUGGUUUUUUUUCUGGAUGAUACUCACUGUUGUUGAAUUUGUCGAUUAGAAAACUUUAUGUGUUGUUGACAAUGCUGCUGUCAUAACACCUUCAUAGCUUGUAUUAGUCAAAGAAUUGCAUAUGGUCUUAUGUGUUUCUGAAAUUAGUUUCUUGUCAUCGUGUUUUUGUUAACCACAAACUGUGUUGAGCCAUAUUAUAUAUAUGAAGAUAUCUGACGUUUUGAUUUGAUA
Molecule: messenger RNA, 786 nt
Organism: Camelina sativa (false flax)
Lineage: Eukaryota; Viridiplantae; Streptophyta; Magnoliopsida; Brassicales; Brassicaceae
Product: protein FATTY ACID EXPORT 6
Biological process (GO): fatty acid transport
Cellular component (GO): chloroplast inner membrane
Molecular function (GO): fatty acid transmembrane transporter activity
Source: RefSeq, a predicted model, not a curated record